Molecule: messenger RNA, 2273 nt
Organism: Cutaneotrichosporon oleaginosum
Lineage: Eukaryota; Fungi; Basidiomycota; Tremellomycetes; Trichosporonales; Trichosporonaceae
Source: RefSeq, a predicted model, not a curated record
CCCCCGGUAGCGUCCCUCAACGCACCGACCCCUCUCAUCAGGCGGUGACACGGCAGGCAUUGGCAACCACUUCUGUGCUUCCAACUGGCCGCUGAGAACCGCCGACGCCUACUCCUACUCCCCACUCUCUCCUCCAACCUCCUCCUUCCCCUCGUCACUCAUCGCCCGCUAGUACCGCCUGGGUUUCGGAUACACCUACUCUCUCUCCGCACUCUCCUUUCCAACAACUAUCCCCCUCCCCCGCCUUCCUCCUCCCUCGUCAUGGACCUCGUCGGCGACUUUGGUAGCCCCAAUCGCGUAGUCGAACUGUGGCCCCGUCAGGCCUCUGACUCGCCCGGCUGCGUUCCUAUCGAGUGUCCCUCGGAGAAGCCAGUAUGCAACUGCAAGGCCGGCGAGGAGUGUCAGGUCAUCUACAGGUCCUGCAGCACUUGCUCAUACGUCCAAUGUAAGCCUAUCGCGUCGGCGGGGGGCGGCGGGAUAAACCCCGGCAUCAUCGCUGGGCCCAUCGUUGGUGCAGUCAUUGUUGCUGCAAGCUUGUGUCUUUUCUGGUGGUUGCGCCGAAAGAAGAAGCGCGACCUCGCCCGUCUCGAGGACCUCGCCGACCGCGCUCGCAAGGGCGAGUCGUCAGCCUUCCACUUGUCACACCCCGGCUCGCCAUCGACCUCACGCCACCAGUCGGCUCAGUUGGGUGCCCGAUCCCCCACCAGCAACGGGUCACGGUCUUCGUCGCAGCGCCUCCCCAACGCUCCUGUCGAGCACGAAUAUCGCGAUGCCAACGGAAACACUGUCCGUGUAUACGGCAAGCGGGGGGCCAUCAACGCCGAUCCCAACCACCCCGACAACGGUGGCUCAGGUGACCCCUUCGGCGAUCAUGCCAGUCUGUCCACAGACCGAGCCGAGAGCGGUCACUCAACCAACGUUGUGCCCAUCCAUUACGUUCCAGGCCAGGAGUCGCCCGCCGCGCGCGCAGGCCAGGCAGCAAACCCAUCACAGCAAGCUGCUGCGGCGCGAACCCUUGAUCAGGCUCGCCAGAACCUGUGGCGUCCCCGUGCUCCUCCGCCUCGCCCUGCCCGUGCUCCCGACCUUGACCUGCGCCUUAACCCGAUGCAGCAGGCCGAACACAACCAGUUGCUUGCAGAGGGCGGCUCGUCGCGCGACUCGUUCCGGUCAGGCAUCUCUGUUACACCAUCGUUCCUCUCGGGUGCCACUGGCGACCUCCACAUUGAUGUUCCCAAGAUCAUGACACGCCAGGCUGUGCAGGUCGGCCGUUUGCAGACCGCCGAAAUGGUUCAGUUUGGUGUUCCCCAUCCUGUUUCAUUUGGUGCGCAGCAGACGACAAGCGAGGAGACGGCAUCUUCCACAGGGUCAGAUCCUUUCACCGAAAGGCAUGCCGAGAUGCUCAACUUGACACCUCCAAGCACAGCGACACCCCACGCCGGCGGCAUGCCUGCGCAGUCGAGCACGUCCCUGGCCUCCCGCGCAUUCGAUGACGAGGGCAAUGUCUCGCAGCCGAGCCCAACCGACUUGCGUUUCUCGAUGGGAUCUUUGGCAUAUGACCGCACUUCCAUAUCCACUCAGGGAACAAGCAACCACAACCACGGCCGGUUCCUGAGCCCUCAAGACCAGCCUCCCGUUCCCAGCCUCCCUGCCGGCUACGAUCGUCAACGUUUCCAGUCCAUCUCCUCGUACAAGUCGACUGGCAACGACUCGCUUCUCGGCUCCUUCCCCAUGAUCCCUCCUGCAUCUGGCGGUGCCAAUGCUUCCAACCCCGACCUCACCUCCUCACAGACAGGUUCUGCUCCACCCCCAACAGCCUUCAAGGCCACUCCCGGCGCUGGCGCCGGUGCCGCCCCCGGUGGGCGUCCUCUCACCGCCACCUCGGCCCACUCGCUCGCUGACUCGUUCCUCGGCCGCUUCCCCUUCGUUCCACCAAACGUUGACGCAGACGGCUCUUCCAGGACUUCGGGACAAGCUCACCCCUCGCGCCUGACGCUCGGGAUGAGUAACGUCUCGGGUCUCGGCGGCUUCGAGUUUAGCUUUGACCGGUCUGGUAGCGGCGUCGAGGAUGUCCCCCCUGUGCCCGCCGGGUCUAGAAACACCCAGUCUGCGGCGGGUUCGGCAGCACCGGCCGCGCCUCCGUCGCCGGCAUCAGGAGCGCCUAGGGAAUAAGUAAACAGUCGGGACACUAUGGUACCUCACCACCUCGUAGACUUUCUCCAUCUAUCUUGUAGGGAUGUUGUGAUACGACCCAUACUUUAUGUCGUCGAGUCGUA